AUGACCCGUCAAGGACGGGAGAUACAAAAAUUACCAAACUCUUAUGGAACUGGCUCCAGCGGCGUCUGCAGCAAGGAGCACCUCGAUACUAGCGGGAGGUUAGUGGUUGGAAUUUUGGCUUCCUUCUUCAUCUGUCAUGUCUUGUUGCAUGCUGGUGUGCUUUCUCAUGUUAGUGCUAAAGAUACACUUGCACCGGGGGAAAAACUGUCAUCGGAUACCGGAGAUUACUUGGAGUCAUCAAACCAACGGUUCAGAUUAAGAUUCGUGGGACGACCUGGCUCUACUUCCAGCUGGUAUUUGUGUAUACAGUUAACACAGUAUGUCGCCCUGUCCACUUCAGAAGAAACCGCAAUUUGGGUUGCUUGGUCGGGCGAAAGCCAAGCUUUCCCUCCAUAUUUAACAAUGGAUGAAGAAGGCCACUUGGUAGUGUCCACCGGGAAUGCUUUCGUUGUGAAUAAAGAACAACAUGUGUACGCUAAAAACACGACAGCAACUCUACUUGACACGGGCAACUUGGUUCUCCAAUGCCCCGCAUACACCUGCAUAAAGGGCUUAGGACAAGCUUUGUCCAAUGUCGGUUAUCAAGAUUGUUACAGCCUCAGUUUCAACAGUUCUGAAAGUUUAUACUUCAAUUAUUCUACAGGUAGUGGUACUAUGUUGUGGCAAAGUUUUGAUCGCCCUGCUAAUACUUGGCUUCCGGGCAUGAAAAUGGGUUGGUUCGGGCUGAAAACGCGACAACCUCAGCAGCGUCUCCUGACGUCUUGGACGAGCGAGGAAAACCCUUCUCCGGGUGCUUUUACUCUAGGGGUUGAUCCAAACAAUACCAAGCAGAUAGUUGCCAUGCACAGAGGGAUUGUUUAUUGGCAAAGUGGGGAGUGGAGUGGCACCAAAUUCCGAUUUCUUGAUGGGGAUUUCCCUCUCAGGUAUUUCUCUAACCACAACGAUAGCUAUUUUGUUUUGGAUGGGAAUUCGAGCUAUAUCGCCACUGUGCUUGCAAUGGGGAAAGUGAAGGUUAGAAUCAAAGGGAAAUUUAAAGACAUAUACACUAUAUCUGGGUGCUAUAGUGACAAAUUUUAUAACAAUAAGGGGUGUAUAAGACCCAAACAGUACAAUUGUAGCGUUGGGGACUGGUUCAAUUCAACAAACGGUGUCAUAGAUGGUGUGUGGGAACAGUAUUUGUUCAGUUCUGGGCUUGGUAUUAGUGACUGCAAGGAAAUAUGUGAGACAAAUUGUUCCUGCAACGCCUAUGCUGCUGUCAGGACUGAUGGAACUGGUUGCAAAUUUUCUUCUUCCACUGCCUACCAUUACGUGUCUAAUGGUGAAGUUCUUUACAUUCGCAAUGCAAAAUCAGCCCCAAUUGUGAACUCGAGGCAAGAACUUGAUGGUAAGGAAGAUGAGGAGUUACCUUUCUUCCCUUUUAAAAGCAUAGAGAUGGCCACAAAUUACUUUUCUAAUGAAAAUAAGCUUGGUGAAGGAGGAUUUGGCCAUGUCUACAAGGGAACAUUAGCCAACGGUCAAGAUAUCGCAGCAAAGCGGCUCUCAAAAAUGUCUGGACAAGGAAUCGAACAAUUCAAGAAUGAAGUCCUAUUGAUUUCAAAAUUGCAACAUAGGAAUCUUGUCAGACUUUUAGGUUGUUGCACUCAAGGAGACGAGAAGAUAUUAAUAUAUGAGUAUCUGCCAAAUAAAAGUUUGGAUUCAAUUCUUUUUGAUGCAAGAAAAAAAGUUUGCCUUGAUUGGAGAAAGCGUGCCUCUAUUAUUAAUGGGAUUGCUCAAGGACUUUUGUACCUCCACAAGUAUUCAAGACUAAGGAUUAUACACAGAGAUUUAAAAACAAGUAAUAUCUUAUUAGACAUUGAUAUGCAUCCCAAGAUUUCUGAUUUUGGAACAGCUAGAAUAUUUAAAGAUAAUGAUUCUCGAGUAAGGACAAAAUGCAUUAUUGGGACUUAUGGAUACAUGUCUCCUGAAUAUGCCAUGGAUGGUCUAUUCUCUGAGAAGUCUGAUGUUUUUAGCUUUGGAGUCAUGGUGCUAGAGAUUGCUUGGGAUUUAUGGAUAGAAGGUCGAGUUUCAGACUUGAUAGACCAAACAAUAGACCAUAUGGUUUCAACAAAUGAAGCAACAAGAUGUAUUCAAAUAGGUCUACUAUGUGUUCAAGAAAGUGCAGCGGAUAGACCUACCAUGUCAGAUGUGGUAUCUAUGCUUGGUACAGAAUCAAUAGUUUUACCUACUCCUAAGCAACAUGGAUUUUCUAAUGCCAUUGGCUCAAAAUAUGAUAAUGUUGCUGUACGAGGAAAAGCCGAAACCCUAGGGUUCUUCGAUUUAGUCUACAGAAUGGGGGAUGGGUUGAAGAAUUUCGACGUAGAGAAGCUCAUGUUGUGGAGCAACGACCUCGUUGAGGUCUUGAAGGAUGGCGAAGAUGUCAAUUCAUUGAAGCAGCUAUUGGAGCAAUCUAACUCCCUUCAAUCUCAGUGCAAUACUGAUUUUAACGAGACCCAGAGGUCCAUUGAAGAUUAUGAAAAGAAGGUAGAUAUGUGCAAACGUAAAACUCUGGAAGCAAAAUCUGAAGCUUCAACUGAUGCUGAAAUAGAAUCACUACAAAAAGAUCUUGAAGAGGAGCUUCAAAGAGAAAUUAUUGCAGAAGAAAUGAAUGAUUUAGAGCAUCAAAGAUUCUCCAUUGAGGAACAAGGGAAAUCCCUUAAGCAACUUGAGCGAGAUGACUCAAGAGCAGAGAUGAAGUUAUCAUUGUUUGCUUCAGUUACAAAUAUUAUUCCAAGCUUGGAUGAUCAAUCAAAAAUAUCUGGCUGUAUCCUUAUUGAAAAAUUGAUGUUUAUGUUUAUCUAUUUUUCCUUUAUUUCUUGCCAUGUGGCUGUUCUCAUUAGAACUGUUCGCCAUCUGCUGCAACUGGAUAGUCCUUCACUCAACACAGAUAUAGUUCAGAGAGAUAAAAAUGUGGUUGAAGAUUUUGACUUUGACCCAAAAGAUAUGUCCGAGUUUGAAACUUUGUUCUUUGGCUACAAACUGAGAGUUAAUGUUCCAGUUUCGUACUUGUUUUAUGGAGAUAGCAAUUCAAGUGGAAGUGGACUUGAACUUGGUAGGAAGAAAUUAAAGACUGCAAAUUGCUGCAAAAUGACAGCAAGAAUAUCUGUCUCCUCUGUUGUUUCUUGUCUGACAUUUUGUUGCAAAUUUGUGUUCUUUUGUCAUGCUUUUGACACCCUUAGACAAGGCCAAACCUUGCAGAAUGGCGAAACAUUAGUUUCUGCAAAUGGAAUCUUUGAAUUAGGAUUUUUUGGUACAGGUGAUCCUGGAGGGAACCACUAUUUGGGAACUUGGAUCAAGAAAGAUGUUCAUAAGAAGGCGUUUUGGGUAGCGAACCGGGACAAUCCAGUUUACGGUGAGACUGGAAAUCUGACAAUAAGGUAUGAUGGGAACCUGGUGAUCUCUGAUGUUAGGAUUUAUCCUAAUAUAGUAGUAAACUCUGAAAUGGUGGCAACGGGUGGGAACACGAGGGCAACGCUUCUUGAUUCUGGAAACUUUGUUCUUUAUGAAGGGGAGAAGGUUCUAUGGCAGAGUUUUGAUUACCCCUCUGAUACUUUUUUGCCAGGAAUGAAGCUGGGAUGGUUAGGCAUUGAUACAAACCAAACAAGAAAGUCAUUUCUUGUAUCCUGGUUGACUCCUUCUGUUCCUGCCAGUGGUCCAUUUGCUUUAGGCCUUGAUUCACACAACAAAUCAAUUUUCAAAGUUUGGCGUCGGGUCAUUAUGUCUCAGGAGAUCGGUUUCUGGGAUGGCCACACUUUUAGAUUCUUCUUCCAGAGAGUAUCAGACAGCUACAGCUUCACCUUUGUGUCAAACAAGAACGACAUUUACCUCACAUUUAACACGAACGAAGGGAAAAACAUGUCUUGGUUUGUUCUGACAUCAAGCGGGGAAAUCAACGAGUUUACUAUGUUGGAUGGAGGGGUGGCAAUUGUAAACCACACUCUUUGCAACACCAGGGAGGCUCCCGAAACCAAAGGGUGUUUGGUUCCACUGCCAAACAUGUGUGGUGGUAACAAUAAUUUCUCAGAGAUCAAAGGCUCUAUACCCGUCUCAAUGGUUGUUUCUAGAUCCACCGGUGUAGGCCCCAGCGACUGCGAAAUGAUGUGCCUAAUCAACUGUUCUUGUUCCGCUUUUGCAUCGUUUCAAAACGAUGGAACUGGAUGCCAGCUUUACUACGGUGACAAACGAGAUCUGCUAAAAAGCAUAGGUGGAGGCAACAGCAGCCUUUAUGUCCGAGGCGACGUUCCUAAAAGUUCAGGGAUUCAAAGGAAAUGGAAAUGGGCUAUUAUCAUAUCAACUGUGGUUGUUUUAGUACCACUAGUUCUCAGCUCAGUAUGGUGUUAUCUUGGAUACAAAAAGGUCAACCAUAUAGGAAUCGCCAGGGAAGAAGAUGACAUAAGAGACAGUGCAUCACUGUUAUUGUUUCAGUUUGGUACUAAUGUAGCAGCAGUUGAUACACAAAAUAGUGCAGAUGCUGUUGAACAAGGCAAGUGGAAUGGUUGUGAAUUGCCUCUAGUGAGCUUUUCUUGCAUUGUAGAUGCCACCGGCAAUUUCUCUGCUGAAAACAAGAUUGGGGAAGGCGGUUUUGGUCCCGUGUACAAGGGCAAAUUACUGGGACAUGAGAUUGCAGUGAAGAGGCUAUCAAGACUGUCUGGACAAGGACUAGAGGAAUUCAGAAAUGAGGUUAGAGUAAUUUCCAUGCUGCAGCAUAGCAAUCUUGUGAGGCUUUUGGGGUACUGCACUGAACAAGAAGAGAAGAUAGUACUCUAUGAGUACCUGCAAAACAGAAGUUUGGAUUCAAUUCUUUUCGAUGAAACAAAGAGUGUGAUGCUAGACUGGAGAAAGCGGGUGCACAUAAUCGAAGGGAUUGCUCAAGGUCUCCUUUAUCUUCACAAGUACUCCAGAUUAAGAAUUAUCCAUCGAGACUUGAAAACGAGCAACAUAUUAUUAGAUACUUAUUUCAACCCGAAAAUAUCUGAUUUUGGCAUGGCAAGAAUCAUUGAUGAGAGUAUUCCAACAAAAACCAAAAGGAUUGCAGGAACAUAUGGCUAUAUGUCUCCCGAAUAUGCAGUGCAUGGGCUAUUCUCCACGAAAUCUGACAUAUUUAGCUUCGGGGUUAUCGUACUAGAGAUCAUUAGUGGGAAGAGGAACACCACAUUUUACGAGGCCAAUGGUUCUCUGAACUUGCUGGGAUUUGCAUGGGAAACCUGGAAAGAAGAGCGAUGGGUGGAAUUCAUGGAUCCAGCAUUGGCUAACUCAUGCAAUCUGGAUGAGGUCAAGUUAUGCCUUAAUGUGGCUCUCCUAUGCAUCCAAGAAAAACCAAAAGACAGGCCAACAACGUCGGACGUGGUUUCGAUGCUGAACAAUGAAAGAGGUGGUCGUUUACCGGUACCCAAACGGCCUGCUUUCUCAACUCUAACGGAGUCAUACGUUGAAUCAAAGCUGGAGGGGCAAAAGCCUUCUUGUAAUGACAUUACUUUCUCUGCAAUUGAAGGGAGAUAGAAGGGCCAGUUUAGUACUUCUUUCUGGUAGUUAGUCUGUAUUAAGAUGGAGCCAUGGAAACAUAUUUUUUGAUAGGUGGCAUUCACUCGCAAGUACAUAAAUUCACUGGUAUAAAUACAUAUUUAUACUAUUUAGGUAUAUAAAUUCACUAUUGUAGAUACAUAAAUUCACU
Messenger RNA from Ipomoea triloba (trilobed morning glory), 5707 nucleotides. RefSeq lists its product as uncharacterized. Bases 1 to 5535 code for a protein of 1844 amino acids. The record is from RefSeq and is a predicted model, not a curated record. The transcript has 20 exons. Gene Ontology annotation, biological process: protein phosphorylation. Gene Ontology annotation, molecular function: protein kinase activity; ATP binding. Lineage: Eukaryota; Viridiplantae; Streptophyta; Magnoliopsida; Solanales; Convolvulaceae.